AUGAAGCUGCUGUUCUUCGUUGUUUUCCUAUCAGCUUGGGCAAAAAAACACCAAGAGAGCAGUGAAGAGGAGGACAACACUACAUCUCACAGCGAGAAAAUUGUGGAUAAAUUGGCAGUGAAUUUGGCAGGAGCGCUUGUGAAGUCCAUCUUUCCCGAAAUGGACCGUUAUGAGAAGAAGACUGCGGAGGUUAUUGCCUGCGUUACUCUUGGAAAGAAAGUCGCCGUAUGA
Messenger RNA from Necator americanus (New World hookworm), 231 nucleotides. RefSeq lists its product as uncharacterized. The record is from RefSeq and is a predicted model, not a curated record. NCBI's taxonomy places the organism in Eukaryota, Metazoa, Nematoda, Chromadorea, Rhabditida, Ancylostomatidae. The transcript has 2 exons. Bases 1 to 231 code for a protein of 76 amino acids.